Molecule: messenger RNA, 375 nt
Organism: Symbiodinium sp. CCMP2456
Lineage: Eukaryota; Dinophyceae; Suessiales; Symbiodiniaceae
Source: the annotation of a GenBank genome assembly
AUGGUCCCGGUCUUUUGGCACUUCAUAAGCAAAGCUGCUGCGUGGUCCAGGUUCACCACUUGGGAUCCGAAAAUCCAAGCCACUCGAGAACUGAUCAGGGGUCUGGCAUGGUGGUUGGGGGUUGCUCCCAUGGCUCUACUGGUUGGCACAAGGUUGUGCUACCGACUCCGGCACAAGCGCAGAUGGGCUCUGGCUGAAUAUCUCAUCAAUCUACCGCCGCUGCUGGCCAGCGUCAUGGUGGUUGUUGCAGCACAGCAGCUUGAGCAUCUGUGCUUCUUGCUCGACCGCCUUGUGGAGUUGCCGGGAGACCAUGGACUAGUGCCUUACGUGCUCAUGUUUGCCGCCAUGGUGCUCCCUGCGACGGUCGGGCUCUAU